AUGCCUUUCCUCAACGGGAACACCACCCACCAUGAGGCCCAUAGCGCUGAACCAGACCAUGGCAAUACAGAGCCAAUGGUUAUUAUCGGCUUGGCCAUGCGUGCGGCCGAUGAGGCCACAGACGCAGAGGCUUUCUGGGACUUUCUCUUUUACGUCAAAGGUGCUGCUUUUCUCGAGGAAAGCCCUAAUGGGUUUGAUGCGGCUUUUUUCAAAAUGAGCAAGACUGAAGUGCAAAGUCUUGAUCCUCAGCAACGCAUCUUGAUGGAAAAUGUGUAUCACGCAUUGGAAAACGCUGGUCUUCCCAUGGAAGAUGUCAUUUCUUCCAACACGUCCGUGUUUGUGAGCGGCUUCAACUACCACCACGCCGAUCGCCUAAACAGUGAUCUAGAACUGUCAUUCAAGCACAGGCCCACCGGGGCUGAGAACUCUAUGAUUUCCGGGAGAGUCAGCUGGUUUUAUGAUUUUCAAGGAGCUAGUCUUACAAUCGAUACUGCCUGCUCAAGCAGUCUGGUGGGGCUGCACCUGGCCAGGCAGAGCCUGCAGGCAAAGGAGAGCGAUAUGGCCAUUGUGAGUGGUGUCAGCGUGAUCGGAUACCUCUCCCAUCUGAUGAAGAUGUCAUACUCCGGGCUCCUGGGAUCAGAGGGCAAGUCCCUGGCAUUUGACCAACGGGCAGAUGGAUAUGGACUCGGAGAGGGUGUAGGGACAGUAAUCCUCAAGACCUUAUCAGCCGCCAUUCGUGAUGGCGAUACUAUUCGAGCCGUCGUCCGCGGUACGGGCCUUAAUCAUGACGGCCACACCCCCGGAAUGACAUAUCCAAGUGCAGCAGCUCAGGAGUCACUGAUUAGGAAGACCUACGUGGCCGCAGGUCUGGACCCAAAGGACACAAUAUAUGCCGAAAGUCAUGGAACAGGAACCCAAGCUGGAGACUUGAUGGAGUGCACGGCAAUUGCGGCUGCAUUUGAGACUGAGAAGCGAGAUCGGCCGUUCUACAUUGGUGCUGUCAAGCCCAAUGUUGGACAUCUCGAAGGAGGCGCUGGCAUCACCAGUGUCAUCAAGUCUGUCCUCCUCCUGGAGUCUGGUAUUAUCCCACCAAAUGCGACUCUGAAGAAAAUUAAUCCGAAAAUUCGCCCAGAAUGGAAUCUCCAAUUCCCUACGCGGUGCGUUCCAUGGCCCACCACUGGCAUCCGGCGGUCAUCGAUCAGCUCGUAUGGAAUAAGCGGGACAAAUGCACACUGCAUUCUGGAUGAUGCAUACCAUUACUGCAACCAACGAGGGAUCUCUGUUCGGCACAGGACCGCUGAAACUGUGCCCUCGGAGAAGGAGAUUGAACUUAUUGUCGCAAAGGCCGUCCGGCGAUACCAGACUAAUAGUGCCAAUGGAUUCAACAAAUUUGACGAGCCUCGUGGCAGUGAUAGUGCUGGGUCCAACGCCAACGGCUCCCAUGGUGUCGCCGGCACUGUUGGGGCCAACGGAAAUGGAGUCAAUGGCAUCAAUCCGAGCCCUGGGCAUAUGCCUGAAAAUACCAAGGCGCUCCAAGCAUCGAGUCUUCUUCUCUUCUCGGCUUUCGACGAGAAAAGCUUGGAGAAAGUCCUUGCGCAAAUCCGAAACUACAUCUCGUCUUUGGAUUCAAAUUCUGCUGGGCAAGCAUUGCAUGAUCUUGCUUUCACUUUAUCGACGAGGAGAUCGCGACUUCCUUGGAAAACCUAUGCUCUAUGCAGCUCCCUGGUGGAAUUGCAUGACAUGCUAUCCAAGCCUCAUUUGAAAGCGAUCAAGUCACGAUCGCCCCUACGAGUUGGAUUUGUCUUCACCGGUCAAGGAGCUCAAUACGCACAGAUGGGCCAGCAGCUUCUUUUAUAUCCAGUUUUUAGACAAUCCCUCGAAGAAGCAAGUCUCUAUUUCAAGUCACUGGGCUGCGAUUGGUCGUUGCUGGAGGAGCUUACAAGGGAUUCAAAAGACUCCAGGAUAUCCAAAUCGGCGUUCGCUCAUCCACUAUCCUGCGCGGUUCAAAUUGCGCUGCUUGACCUUCUGCUCAGUUGGAACGUUGUGCCUCACCGUGUUGUGGGCCAUUCAUCGGGAGAAAUUGCGGCAGCUUACUGCGCAGGUAAAAUCUCACGAGAGGGUGCGUGGAGAGUGGCCUACUACCGGGGUCAUGUCCUCCUCCAUGGGAAGACAGAUCGUGUAGGCGGCAUGCUUGCAGCUGGUAUUGAGGAAGAGCCUCUGCUAGAUCUUCUCAGUCAAGUGCACGCAGCACUGCCAGGCGGUACUCUGUCAAUCGCUUGCUACAAUAGCCCCCGAAAUCAUACAAUAUCAGGUGAUGAUGCAAUGGUGGAUGCGCUGAAAGUCUUGCUCGACGAACAGGGCAUUUUUACUCGGAAGCUUAAAGUCGAGCAUGCCGCCCAUUCUGCCCACAUGGAGCAAUUCACGGGGGAAUACGAAGAGCUUGUGGGUGACUUGCCGUCCAACCGUCUGUUGCACUUUGACCAUACUGUGCAUAUGUUUUCUACCCUCACGGGUCGCUUGAUAGACGAUUCAUGUGUGCCAGAAAAGUCUUCGCAUUGGUCGAACAGCAUGGUUGGUCCCGUCGAAUUCACAAAGGCGGUUUCUUCGAUGUGCUUUGAUUCCAUUUUGGGUGACGGCUCCUCGGUUCAGGGUAGUCAGGUGGACGUUAUCCUGGAAGUCGGUCCUCAUCCUGCAAUGCAAAGUGCAGUCAAGGACAUUCUCGGUCUGGGCUCAGGGAUUCCAUACUUGGCCACCUUGAGCCGAAAGGAUACCGGGUUGGGCACAUUACUUGACACAAUAGGGAGUCUGGCUGCUCACGGUGCCCCUGUUGAUCUGGACAAGGUCAAUAGGUCUGCAAAUCCUUUGCUCAAGCCUCGCAUGCUUGCGGAUCUACCUCCGUACCCAUUCAGCCAUGAGGAACAAGGGCUUUAUGAGAGCCGAUUGAUCAAGAACAUCCGUCUGCGACAGUUUCCUCGACAUGACUUGUUUGGGGCCCCAGUACCAGAUUGGAACCCAAAUAGCCCACGUUGGCGCCAUUUCCUGCGCGUCUCAGAGAACCCCUGGUUGAAAGAGCACGUAAUCGGUGACGAGUUUGUUUUCCCCGGAGCUGGUUAUAUGGUAAUGGCUGUGGAAGGCAUGAAACAGAUCACUGAUCCCGCCGAGAUGGUCGGGAUUUUCCUGAGGGAUGUCAAAUUCAAAGCAAUGCUCGUGGUCCCAGACGAUACGCAAGGAGUAGAGGUGUGCCUUUCCUUUUACCCAGUGCCGGAAUCCAGAACAUCGUUGUCGACGGCAUGGAAGCGGUUCGAGGUAGCUUCUUACAACCAGAAAACUGAGGAGUGGAUUGAGCAUUGCACGGGUGAAGUCUCUCCAGAUUUGAAGAAGUCACUUAAUCCAAUUGACGGGACUCGUACGCAAGAGGCUGAGAAAGCGCAAUUCUCGGCAUUUGCCCAGUCCAGACAGGAUGUUUGCACCGCACCAGUUGACUUUACACCUGUAUACGAUCAUCUCAGAAAGAUUGGUGUCAAUCAUGGGCCCUCCUUCCGCAAUCUAGCCGCCGUCAACAUUGGCGAUCGAGAACAAGGACUGAUGACAGGCGACAUUGUCGUCCCGGAUAUCACUCAAGUGAUGCCAGAGAAGUACGCGCAUGGGCAUCUAAUCCAUCCUACCACUUUGGAUAAUGCAUUCCACGCGUCAUUUGCAUCUAUCUAUGACCUUGAGGGCAAGACAAUGAUGCGCCGGGGCUGUGUCCCCAGCUAUGUCCAAGACGUUUGGCUGUCUGCAACUGCGCUCUCAUCUGACCCCGGUACCAUCUUGCGUUGUACUAGUGAGGCUUCUCAUGCUCUGCACGGUGCUUUCGAGAGCACAGUGCAUGCGUGGGACCCGGCAAACCCCAGCGAAAGACUCAUCUCGCUGGCAGGUAUUCGGCUGUCUCCAUUCAAGCCCGAAUCCAGUGAGUCUAUCGCCGCUGAAAAUAGGACUUGUUAUUCGGUUGAAUGGUAUCCGGAUCUGAAUCUUCUUACAAAACGGGAGUUUCAGAAGCUUUUGUCACGUUUUCCCGCUCCGUUGGAGACGUUCGAUGCUCAGCAAAAAUGGUUCAGUCAGCUACAACUAGCUUCAACUCUCUUGGCCACUGAUGGCCUCCGGGAAUCUCGUGAAAUGAAAGAUGUCAACCUGGAAGAUCAUCAGAGAGGGUAUAGAGAGCUCCUGCGGGCCAUUGCCGCUGGUGUCACGACUCAAAGUAUCCCAUAUGUCUCUCUGGAUAUGUGGCUGGAGUAUUCUCGAAACUCUGACCUGAAAGAGCAACUCUAUCGUGAGAUUGAGGACCAGAGCCCCGACGGCGCCCUUCUUGUCAGAAUGGGAGCAGCAAUCCCGUCUAUCUUAGGAAGAGAGAUCACAGCACAGUAUCUUCUUUAUGAACAGGACGACCUCCUCUCAGUAUGGGAUGAAAACAGACUAUCCCGCGGCAAGAUCCUUCCCGCACUGACUCAAUACCUCACUCUCCUUCGCAAGAGCCAACGAGGCCUUCGCGUCCUGGAAUUGGGCAGUCGCACAGGAGUCCUGGCUGAACACGUUCUCAAAACACUCUGUGUAGAUGGCACUGAGAAUUCCAUCGAGCAGUAUACCAUUCGUUCUCAAUCAGCUGAUCAUUGUGAGAAACUGAAAAAGCGUCUGUCUGCGUGGGUGGACAUUAUCAGAUACGAAGCACUUGACUUGACAGCCAAGUCUUCGGAGCAGGAAAUCCAGAUCAACCCUUUCGAUCUCGUCAUUGUCAAUAACUUUGUGCGGGGCCAGCCGAACAUGGAAGAGAUGAUGUUACGACUAAACUCUUUGAUGCGACAAGGGGGUCGUCUCCUUAUUCUUGAGGAUGUUCGAUCGGAGUCCCUCCACGCCAAUAUCAUAUUUGGUGCUUUGCCCGGAUGGCGGGAGGCAACAAAGGCCUCCUGGGAUGCUGAGAGCGGCACCGACAAGCUUGAAUGGGACAGGGUCCUGCGUAAUACUGGGUUCUCCGGGGUUGACUUUGAAGCUUCAAGCUCUAUCUAUCCGGAUUUUGCCGAUUUCUCUUUGGUGGCAUCCACUGCAAGUCACGGAAUGUUGGAGGCUACCCCUCCUUCAUUCGAAGUCCUCGUGAUAAUCCAGUCCCACUCGGAGAUCUCUCGCUCGCUUGCCAGAGGACUGCUCACUGCAGGAGUGUCUCACUCAAUCUGUCUGAUCGAUGACAUCCGGGCUGAUAAUGUGAUCGGCAGAGUCUGUAUUUCUUUGCUCGAGGCUGAGCAGCCCAUACUGAACUCCAUGGACGAGACUACAUUCCAGGCAAUCCAGAAUCUAGUUACCGCGUGCGACUCACUGUUGUGGGUAACUGGCGAUCCGUUGGCGCACCCAGAAUUCCAAAUGGCAACGGGGCUGAUCCGUACCAUUCGCUGGGAACUGGAUCGCAACGACCUAAACUUGAUCACGAUUGCCCUUGACGGCGAGUCUACAGCCUCUACGGACAUGAAUGUUGAUGCACUGAUCCGAGUUCUUCGUUAUCAAUUCCUUGAUCAGUGUUCAAAGGACUCUGGCAAUACCAAUUCUGAGUAUCGUAUUCGGGAUUCAGUGAUCGAGACUAACCAUGCCGUCAAAAACACGGUGGCCAGCGCUGUCAUUGAAGCACAGUUCUCAUCACCAAAGCCGACACUGUCUACCUGGGAAAGUAUUGAACGACCUGUUCGAUUGAUCAAUACAAGCCCCGGAAUUGAUUCUCUGACAUGGGUCACCGAUGAAGAUAUUUCUAGGAAGCCACUUGCUGUGAAUGAAAUCGAGAUCGAUGUUCAUGCAGUUGGGCUGAACUUCAAAGAUUUGUUGGUGGCCAUGGGGGAGAUUGAUCAACCAGGCUUCGGACACGAAGCAGCUGGUAUAGUUGUCCGAGUAGGCUCGUCAGUCAGCACUUUCAAGGCUGGCGAUCGGGUCAUGUACCUGGGGGACCCUUCGCCCGGCAAAAUGGGUACAUUGCGCACACGCAGUCGCGUCCAUUGCGGGCUUGCUAUCAAGAUUCCGGACACGAUGGGCUUCGAAAUCGCCGCAGGAUUGCCCAUUAUCUAUGGCACAGUGAUCUACUCGCUCGGCCACAUCGCUCGGCUCCGCGCCGGUGAGAAAGUUUUGAUCCAUGCCGCUGCCGGGGGUAUUGGACAAGCCGCCAUACAGUACGCUCAUGCCAAGGGGGCAGAGAUUUUCGUGACCCUUUCUAGUCUUGAAAAGAAGCAAUACAUCAUGGAAAACUUCCACAUUCGCCCCGACCACAUUUUCUCAAGUCGUGAUUUAAAUUUUGCAGCGGGCAUCAAACGCAUUGCGCCUGCUGGGGUGGAUGUUGUUCUUAACUCGCUCAGCGGUGAAGCAUUGCGACAGUCCUGGCAGUGUGUUGCACCAUUUGGACGCUUUGUUGAGAUUGGAAAGCUUGAUUUGCAGGCUGGCUCCAAGCUGGACAUGACGCCUUUCCUCUACAACGUCUCUUUCUCCGGCGUGGAUCUCAAUGCUUUGGCUGAAAACCGGCCAGAGGUCUGCCAGGAGCUGUUACAAGAAACGAUUGACUUGUGGUCCAACCAAGAUAUUCAUGAAGCCCGCCCAACCCAAGUCCUUGACUAUGGGCAGCUGAAGGAAGGAUUGCGUCUCUUGCAAACAGGAAAAAGCAUCGGUAAAGUUACUCUUGUUCCGGGCACUCAUCCUGUUUCUGUCAUACCGCCACCAUUUCUCCCUCUGGAGCUCGAUGCAAAUGCAUCAUUCAUCCUAGCGGGAGGUUUGGGAGGGAUCGGCCGCAGCAUCGCACUCAGGUUGGCUCGUCGCGGAGCCAAGCACAUUGUGUUCCUGUCACGGUCAGCUACAGUCCACGAAGCAGGACAAGAGACGAUUGCCAAACUCAAGCUUCUUGGCUGUACCAGCCAUGUCUUCCAGUGUGAUAUCUCAAAUGAGACACGUCUCCUUGAGGUUAUCACACGGGUUCGAGAAACGUUGCCCCCAAUCAAGGGAUGUAUACAAUGCUCCUUUGUCCUGAAGGACAAAGCCUUCGACUCCAUGACACACGAAGAAUGGCAGACUGCCCUGACUCCCAAAGUCUCUGGAUCUUGGAACCUCCACUGCCUGCUGCCGGAUGUUGAUUUCUUCUUGCUGCUGAGUUCUAUCACUGGCAUUGUGGGCAAUCGAAGCCAGGCCAACUACAACGCCGGCAACAACUUCCAGGACUCUCUGGCACGUUACCGUGUUUCCAAGGGGAUGCACGGUGCCAGUGUUAAUCUCGGCGCAGUCGUAGGGAUCGGCUUCAUUGCGGAAAACGCAGAAUACGCGGCGAAACACACGUUUAAAAUGGCCAAUCCACAAACUGAGGAAGAAGUCCUGGCGACUGUCGAGUAUUUGAUCGAUCGACGUCACCAUAUGGCCCUGAGUCCCGAUACCGCGCAGCUCAUCUGUGGUCUUCGCACCCCCGCUUCAUACAGUCUCAGUAAUGAGGCGCCACCGACCCAUCUCAAGUAUCCCAUGUUUGCCCAGCUCCCACCAGCUCUCUCCAACACCGGUCCUGGCGGUUCGCAUAGCGCGCAAUCGGCGACUCACAUUCGCGAUCAGCUCCAGUCCGCUACCGCCCCAGAGGAGGCGGCAAGAAUCAUUCACAAGGCGCUCCGACGCAAGAUGGCCGAUUUGCUGAACAUCUCUGAGGACACUAUCGAUGAUAGCCUCAAUGUGCGUGCGAACGGCGUCGACUCGUUGAUCGAGAUGGAAUUUCGGACGUGGUUUGCCAAGGAGCUGGGGGCUACUGUGCCUCUGAAAGACUUAGCUAAGGAUUUGACUCAACUGAGCGCUAGGCUUGUGUCGCUGAGCUCCUUUACGAAGUUUCGUUGA
This is a messenger RNA of Aspergillus terreus NIH2624, 7863 nucleotides long. RefSeq lists its product as uncharacterized. Gene Ontology annotation, biological process: secondary metabolite biosynthetic process; fatty acid biosynthetic process. Gene Ontology annotation, molecular function: zinc ion binding; fatty acid synthase activity; oxidoreductase activity. The transcript is spliced from 5 exons. Lineage: Eukaryota; Fungi; Ascomycota; Eurotiomycetes; Eurotiales; Aspergillaceae. Bases 1 to 7863 code for a protein of 2620 amino acids. The record is from RefSeq and is a predicted model, not a curated record.